CACCUCGAAGCGCAUGAGCAUUCAACCCAUGCUUCGACAAUAGCAACAUCCGCCUGGUCGGCAAUCAACCAUGGCUGCUCCGGCAGUCAAACGUCUCUCGAGCAAUACCCUAUGCUCAAAUUGUCUUGCUCGGAACCUUCGCACUUCCUGGACAGCGGGCAACCUCACCAGAUGGUCCUCCGGAAGAAGAAGAUUUCACGUCGUGCCAGUCACUGAGACUAGAGGAUCUCGACAUACGACAGCGAGCUCCCAAAGCUUUGUCCGUGACUAUUUUUCGGCCAACAACUCUCUCGAGCGAGGAUGGGUCAAAAGUGGACUUCUAGCUUCGAUGCGCACAGCCGCAGAGCCACGAGAGGGCAAAGGCAACCUCACACGUCAAGAGAAGAUAACUCGCGCCGAGGAGGACUACGAAGAACUCUCGUCAGAACAUAAAAGGGCGACGAAUGCCAUCCAAGAACCGAACCCAGCAGUUCGAGGUCAAGAACCUGUUCAAACAGUUUCCGAGGUCCAGUCGGACGAGCAGAUAUUACCACAUCGAAGGAGAAAGAGACAGAAAGCCAAUGAAAGUCCCCUGCCGGGGCAGGACUCAUUGCCUUUGGAUGCCUCAUCGCAAUUGACGACAGCCGCUGCUGCUAUGCCAGCAUCCGCCGCCUUUCGACGCAAGAUGGCGACGUUGCUCUCUCUUUCAAAACCGCGGUUGUCCUUCCUCAUCCUUCUCUCGACAACCUCAGCGUACUCUUUAUAUCCCUUACCUGAACUGUUGUCUUCCACAGCGUCAUUUGUGGAGACUUCAUUUUCGACGUCGACACUUACACUCCUCUUCUUGACGACAGGUACUUUUCUAUCCUGUGCCUGCGCAAAUACUCUGAACAUGCUUUUCGAACCCAAGUAUGAUGCUCUCAUGACAAGGACUCGAAACCGACCUCUGGUCAGAAAACUCAUCUCAACUCGAGCUGCAACUUUAUUUGCGCUGUUAUGUGGCGCUUCGGGACUUCUCCUGCUGGGAUUUGGCACCAAUCCUACCGUAGCAGGGUUAUCCGCACUGAACAUCUUCCUCUACGCUGGCGUGUAUACUCCCAUGAAGCGAAUUUCGGUUGCCAAUACGUGGGUUGGAGCUAUAGUUGGAGGCAUUCCGCCUUUGAUGGGCUGGUGUGCUGCGGCAGGCGAGGCGGCGACUUCCGAGCACCAUUCAUGGAAGGAUAUGUUGCUCACUGAAGAUUCUAUUGGAGGUUGGGCACUUGCUGCGCUGUUGUUCGCCUGGCAAUUUCCCCAUUUCAUGUCUCUGUCUCACACCAUCCGAGAUGAUUACAAGAACGCUGGGCAUCAAAUGCUUGCCUGGACAAAUCCUGCCCGCAAUGCAAGAGUGGCCCUACGAUAUUCGAUCGCAAUGUUUCCGAUAUGUGGAGUACUCUACUGGGGUGGGUACGUUGACUCGAGUUUUCUGGCCAUCAGUACCGUGUGUAAUGCCUGGAUGACAAGAGAAGCCAUUCGUUUCUGGAGGAAACAGGGUGCUGGUGGAAGUGCCAGAGGUCUUUUCUGGGCGAGCGUGUGGCAACUUCCUCUAGUCCUUGUCGGAGCUUUGGUGUGUAAAAAAGGGCUCUGGGAUGGUUUCUUUGGAAGCAAUGAUGCUGCAAGCAUAUACGACGAGCCUGAACUCGAAGGUGACGGGGAUUCUCUGGGAAUGACUUCAGCAAAAUCAGCAAAGACAUCAGAUCUUAUCGACGAGGUUAAUCCGGCUAUGCUGGGCUUCAAGAGACCCACGUGAGCGUGAUCCGUCCUUGGAUCUCGCAUCAAGGUGUCCGAAGAGCAUGGAGGUUCAUCAUCUGCAUCCUACCAAAUCGAGGCCCUCCUAUCGUCGACGGCACAAGCGUGAAUUUAUAUUUUGGAUAGAAUCAAUGUGAGACAACAUUGGCGCUACGCAGGACACGACUUUGGAAUCAUGGUCCAUUCUAGCCACGCAUGGAUCAUGUAACCGUCCUUUGGAUUAGGCCACCACUACGAGUGAAGAGACGGACGACACCUAAUUCGGUGGGAAGAAAGAGACUACAUUGAAGCCAUCCUCGGCAGUUUCCUAUCGCCGUAUGCAAUAAGAUGAGUUGUCUUCGGGAAGGGUCUGAGAAGACACGUGCGAGGAUUCAGUUUAUCCACUCAAAGUAUGAAGGUUUCACCGUUGAAAGAUGUAUAUCAUGUAAUCGAUCCUCAUUCCAAAAGGUUGCACAGUAAAUGGAGACACAAGUGAAGGGUAUGUCAAGCUCAUGUAAAAGCAAUACUCCUUAGGUGGUGAAUGUAGGCGGCGAGUGAGAGAGGAAAGUCUAGCGAAAGCCGGGGUUCGGUAGUGCCACUUUACG
Messenger RNA from Exophiala oligosperma, 2348 nucleotides. RefSeq names its product protoheme IX farnesyltransferase. Lineage: Eukaryota; Fungi; Ascomycota; Eurotiomycetes; Chaetothyriales; Herpotrichiellaceae. Gene Ontology annotation, molecular function: protoheme IX farnesyltransferase activity. Gene Ontology annotation, cellular component: mitochondrion; membrane. Bases 71 to 1765 code for a protein of 564 amino acids. The record is from RefSeq and is a predicted model, not a curated record. Gene Ontology annotation, biological process: heme biosynthetic process. The transcript has a single exon.